UUGGAUGCCACUUAUGCAAACGCAUUUUCACCAAAAUUACACAAAAUCAAUCUAUUGCUAUAUAUACCGCAAAAUACAAAACACAAACAUAAUUAAGAAACUAACAAAGCUUAUAGAAGAAGCCAUGCAACGUUUCUACCGCAAAAUUGUUCAACCAACAUGUCAAGUUUUCAUAAACCACCGUGGGAUAGACACAAAGAAGAACGUUGCAGGGUUAUUAUACAAAGAUUUAACAAACAUGGGAGUGAGAUCGUUUUUGGACAGUAUGAACAUGAAACCAGGAGACAAACUAUUUCAUCAUAUCGAUAAAGCAAUUAUUGGUUGUAAGGUUGGUGUUACCGUGUUCUCUCCUCGUUAUUGUGACUCUUAUUAUUGUCUCCACGAACUCGCUCUUCUGAUGGAGACAAAAAAAAGAGUCGUUCCUAUCUUCUUCGACGUAAAACCGUCGCAGCUUAUGGUCAAGGACGACGGAACUUGCUCUCCGAAACAGCUUCGAAGGUUUAGUUUAGCACUAGAAGAAGCAAAGAAUACGGUGGGACUAACCUUUGAUCCUGUCAAUGGGGAUUGGUCUGAACUACUAAAGGAUGCUACUGAUGCAGUAAUCAUGAAUUUGGUGGAGAUACAGAAUAAUAAUAAAUGGUGAAUGAUAAUUCAAUAUGUUCACCAAUGGAUAAAAAAAACAAAUUCGUUUAUUUAUUUUUUUGCAUAUGAUAACCAUAUGUUUCCGUUGA
Messenger RNA from Medicago truncatula (barrel medic), 731 nucleotides. RefSeq names its product TIR-only protein. Lineage: Eukaryota; Viridiplantae; Streptophyta; Magnoliopsida; Fabales; Fabaceae. Gene Ontology annotation, biological process: signal transduction. The record is from RefSeq and is a predicted model, not a curated record. Bases 5 to 643 code for a protein of 212 amino acids. The transcript has 2 exons.